Loa loa (African eye worm) is the source of this 5041-nucleotide messenger RNA. RefSeq lists its product as hypothetical. The transcript has 36 exons. Gene Ontology annotation, biological process: cell-matrix adhesion. Gene Ontology annotation, molecular function: calcium ion binding. NCBI's taxonomy places the organism in Eukaryota, Metazoa, Nematoda, Chromadorea, Rhabditida, Onchocercidae. The record is from RefSeq and is a predicted model, not a curated record. The coding region runs from base 1 to 4845 and encodes 1614 amino acids.
AUGCUGUUUUUGCUCCUUCUGUAUUGUACUACCUCAUUAACAACACAUUCCUUCGGAGCAAGGCUCUUUGGAUUCGGUGUUGAACAAGGCGAUCAGGUGCUAUCAUUUUCAAAUGAUUCGUACGCUGUAACAUUGGACGUACCAAUAAUAUAUUUUGAAGAGAGUCAAAGUGAAUUAUUCAUCUCUUCGAAAGGUAUUGUAACAUUUGGUAAAGCUGCCGAUAUUACGGAAAUAACGGAUUUGGAUCAAGGAAAAAUCGAUGCAAUUGCAAUAUUUUUUGCUCCAAUAAGUGCUGGAAAAAUUUUUUAUCGAGCAACUUCAAGUGAUACGGACUUGUUAAACGAUUUGACGUAUAAAAUUCGGAAAAACUUUCCGAAUCGGGAAUCAUCUGAUUUCUCAGCUUUGCAUGCUGUGGUGAUAACAUGGAGCGAUAUAAUGGGAGCAGAUUCCGAACAAGGCUCAAAUCAAUUUCAGAUGGUUUUAGUAACAGAUGGAAUGAGUUCCUACGUAUUUCUCAUUUAUAAUCAAAUAACAUGGACUGGAAAGAAUGGUCAGCAUGCGCAAGCUGGUCUGUACUUCUCUGAUGGUCGACGUGAAACGAUGGUCAAUAGUGGAACGCCUAAUAUCAAGGAACUUGUGAAUUUAUCAAAUAACCAAAACGAAGGUACAUACAUUUUCCGAAUAUCAGGUGCUACACCUGAAGAUCCACGAGGAACACUUGUUGAGGAUGAUUAUAGUUACAGUGAUUAUGAGCAGGAGUAUGACUCUGACAAUGAACAUAAACGACAGCACGACUUACUAUCAGAACAUUGUCCAACAGAUCCGUAUCGUGAUCAAUGUCCAGUGGAAUGUCACGUACUGACCGACGAUCACGGAUGCUCGCUUUGUGUUUGUGCACAACCACCAGAGCUUAACAAAUUGAAGAAGGAAGAUGAUGAAGUAGGCAAAAUUAUACUGCCAAGCCAACAUCAGGAAAUUAAUGUAACACCGGAGGGAUCUAUGCCGAGAGAAACAAUACAAGAACAAAAUAUAAGGGAUAAACAGCCAAAGUCAGAUGACGAAGAUGAAGGAGAAUCAAAAUUAAUUGUUCCAACGGAUCCGGAAAAUUUGAGGUCAAUUCACGACGUUGAAGGCAUUGCAUUGAGCUGUGUUGCAGCGAGUGAAAAAGUACAACCAUGUAGUUUGCACGCUAAGUGCAAUGACUACAAUCCAGGUUACUGUUGUGAAUGCUUGUCGGGAUAUUACGGUAACGGCGAAGAAUGUUUGAAAGAUGGGGAACCACAGCGAAUCAACGGUGGCUUUGAAGGUGUGAUAAAUGGUAAGGAAAUGGACCGAACUGAGCUACACACGUAUGUGAUGGUGGAAGAAGGUCGAAGUUAUACAGCACUCUCGCAAAUACCCCCAGAGCUUGGAAGAUCAUUACUGUUGCUGAAUGCAAUUGGUAGUGCUAUGGGAUGGUUGUUUGCCAAGGUGAUGUCACCGACAUCUUACAACGGAUUUAUGCUUACAGGAGGACUUUUCAAUCGUACAGUGAAUGUCCAUAUUGGAGAUCGAUAUACAGUAACGAUCAAGCAGCAGUUUUCUGGCCGUGACAUUUAUCAUUACUUCAAAGCAUACAUGUUCAUAUCAGGGACGUUGCCAGCAUUGGUGGAAGAUGCAGAAGUAAUUUAUUCAGAUCAUGAUGAGGAAUACAGACGAGAAGGACCUGGAUUUUUACGAUCACACUCAUCGCAAAUGGUAACGGUUAAGGAAGAUGGAGUAGAGACACAAAUGAAACUAUCGACUGACCAGCAAAUACAUUACAAAGAAUGUCCAUUUAGAGAGUUUGCGGAAGACCCAGUAGUAGUAAUUCACGUCAGUCGGAUUCAUGUUGUUUACGACGUUGAAGAGCAGAUCGUACGUUAUGCAUCUGCAAAUAUGGCAACAAAUCGAGAUACUAACAUCAUGGUAGCAUCAUCUGGUGGUGAUGAUCAUCAAUUACUUGACAAUAAUCAACAGUCAAAACAACAGCAGCAGCAACAGCACUACCGUAACCAAGAAUACCAGCUGCAGAAGGAAAAUGUGGAGAAUCAAAGACCACCAUGCACCAAUUGUUUACAAAAUGCUUGUGAAAGUGGUCGACAUUUAUGUAAAUUGCCGAAUAUGAUUUGUACCCCAGUGGAACGUUCGUACCGUUGUGAAUGCGUAAAGGGAUAUCAAGCGGAGUAUGAUAACGACACAGAGCUCGGCUGGAAAUGUAUUGAUAUGGACGAAUGUAAACGAGGAGAACAUAAAUGUGAUCGUAAUGCCAUCUGCAUCAAUCUGGAAGGUACAUUUGAGUGUCGAUGUGCAGAUGGAUAUAAAGGAGAUGGACGUCUUUGUAAAAAAGUCGGAGUUGGUGAUGAACCUGAUGAGAAGCAGCCAGCGACUGGAAGCGGUUGCCUCGAUCAUCGAGACUGUCAUCAAUGGGGAGAAUGUGUUUUCGGGCAGAAUGGAGAACCGGGCUACUGUAAAUGUCGUGGCUGGUAUACAGGUGACGGUGUGCAUCACUGUGGACCACCUACAGAGACAGAAAUCAAAGAGGUAGUAAUUGAAGAUUCUGGUCAAAAACAGAUGGGGCAGAUAUGCGGAGAUUACAAAUGUGAUGCAAAUGCAUACUGUGACUCAUUGUCAGGACAUGAGCAGUGUAAGUGUCAGAAUGGUUAUCAUUGGAAUGGAAUCAGUUGUGUCCCUCAUUUUAGUGCCGAACGAAAACCGGACGUUCUUACAGGAGAUCUCAGUAAUAUUAGUGAUGGCAUCGGCAAGGUUUGUCGUUCACAUGAUGAAUGUGGGGAACACGGUAAUUGCGUGUACAACAAUGAACUUGGCGCUUAUCGGUGUGUUUGCGUGCCACCGUAUUUUAGCGAUGGAGUGAAUUGUGUGGAAUCAAAAGGAGAUAACAAUUCUAGCAACGAAUUCCUAGAAGAAGUGUCUUGCAAUGUGAUUAAUAACUGUAAUACCAAUGCUGAUUGUAUCUUUGAAAAAAAUGAUCGUGGUGAAAGUGUGUAUCGUUGUCGAUGUCGUCCAGGAUUCUCGGGAGACGGUCAUCGGUGUACUAUGACCUCGCUGGAUAAUCUUCCCGCAUAUGCUGUACUAGGAUGUGAUCAGUUGGGUAACUGUGAUAUGAAUGCUGUAUGUGUACUUGAUGCAUAUACCAGUCGUCAUUACUGCCGAUGCUUGGAUGGUUUUGAUGGUGAUGGAUACAUGUGUGAGAUUGUACGACAAAAUAGCCUUCUGCCACCUUUGCUUCCCGAACCAGUAGAUGCUAAAAUUUGUCGCGAAGCAAGUGACUGUCAUCAAAAUGCACAUUGUGUAGUUCGUGAAAACUCAUUGGAUUAUUUUUGCGAAUGUCUGCCUGGCUACCGGGGUGAUGGUGUCACGCGAUGUACCAUUGCAGAUAAGUGUACACCUGGCGAUGAAUACGCAUGUCAAGAGAAUGCUGCUUGUGUUUUUGCAGAAGCUGAGAGAGCGUAUAUCUGCAAAUGUGUGCAAGGUUUUGUUGAUGAUGGACGACAGUGCGUAGCGCAACAUCCUGCAGCAUGCAAUGAACAACCAGGAAUUUGUCAUCGCAAUGCGCAAUGUGUUUACAACAGAAAUGAGGGACGACACAAGUGUGUUUGCAAACAUGGUACCGUUGGCGAUGGCUAUCAAGAUUGCCGUGAAGAAGCUAAAUUACACCGUUGUGGUGAAUGCUCAUCACAUGCACGAUGUGUACACAUUGAAGCGGAUGAUUCCUGGAGAUGUCGUUGCAUGCAAGGAUAUAUAGGCAACGGACAUUUGUGCACAUUAUAUACCAACUGUUUGGAUGAUCGGUCAUUGUGUGAUGAACAUGCAGAAUGCGUGCCAAACGAGUAUGGUCAUUAUAUCUGCAACUGCCACUAUGGAUAUCAUGGGAAUGGCCGAACUUGCACACCAGAUAGCGAAAGUCGUGACGAAGCAAUAUUUAUUUGUCGCGGUAUGACAAUAAUCGAGAGAAGCGUCAAUCCUGACCUACCGGGAAAACAGCUUAUAGUGGUACCACAUCAGAUAGCCGUUGGUAUUGAUUUUGAUUGUCAAGAAGAACGGAUUGUCUGGAGCGACAUUGCUGGUCAUUCAAUCUUAUCGGCAUCGAUAAAUGGAACGGAUGAACAAAAAUUCAUGGAUACAGUGCUGAAAAGUCCGGAAGGUAUCGCUAUUGACUGGUCUUCACGUAAUGUUUAUUACGCGGAUUCAGUUAAAGAUGAAAUUGGCGUGGCCAGUCUUGAUGGAAGAUAUUAUAAAACACUUAUCAAUGAAGGAUUAGUGAAUCCACGCGCGUUAGCGAUCGAUCUAACUGAAAGGUAUUUGUAUUAUUCGGAUUGGCAUCGUGAAAAUCCAGUGAUUGGACGCGUACGUUUGGAUGGUACCGAGAAUUCAGCAUUCAUAUCCACAGAAGUCAACCUUCCUAACGGGCUUACCGUACUUCUGGAACGACGUCAGCUGUGUUGGGUAGAUGCUGGCUUACAGCAGUUAUCUUGCAUUGGCUUAAAUGGGCAAAAUCGUCGGAUUGUUUAUGCACCACUCCAGUAUCCUUUCGGAUUAACUGUCCACAACGAACAACGCUUCUACUGGACCGAUUGGAGCGAUAACAAAAUCCAUUCGGUAUCGGUAAAUGGCGAUGGAUAUAUGUCAUUUCCAGCAACGAUCGGUGGUGGUUCUGGACGACUGUAUGGUCUUGUUUCUGUACCAUUACGAUGCAAAGGAGUUGCAACAGCUUGUGCAGUGAAUAAUGGUGGUUGCGAACACUUGUGUCUGCCGGGGAAGAUAGAUAUAACUUGUGCUUGUCCGGAUAAUAUCGAUAGGUGCUAAUCGUGAUCUGUGUUACUGAACGGCUAGGAAAUUUCUGUUUCCUUAUCAAAGGAAUUAUUUUUUUUGCGGUGCAUGGUUAAAAUCUAGAUGGUUUCUCAUGGGGAAUUUCAAAGUUUUCUGACGAAAAUAUCAUUUGGUGGUGAUCAGAAUUAAAAUUCAGCAUGAAGCCAUGAUCCGAAUGAACCUUAAUGAUUAC